AUGAAGAUGUGGAGCGACGGGGGGGACGUGGAGGAGCAGAUCCAGGAGCUGAAGACCAUCACGCAGCUCCAGGGUGAGCCCCUCACACCCACACCACAGGCUGGCCUCUGGCUCUCGCAGGUCAUCCGCCAGUUGGAGAACAACAUCGAAAAGACAACAAUCAAGAUCACCACGAGCCAGAACAUCCACCUGCUGUACUUGGGCCUGCUGGACUACCUGAAGAAAGAGCUGUCAGGAUACCCCACGCAGCUGGACAAGCUGCAGAACCUGGUGGCUGACUACUGCUCAGAGCUGUCGGACAUGACAGUCAUGUCCCAAGACGCCAUGAUGAUUACGGAUGAGGUCAAGAUGAACUUGAGGCAGAAGGAGGCGACCUUCAUCGAGGAGCGCCGGGCCCGGGAGAACAGGCUGAACCAGCAGAAGAAGAUGAUCGACAAGAUCCACACCAAGGAGACCAGCGAGAAGUACCGCCAGGGCCGGAGGGACUUGGACUUCCCCACCAAUCUGAUGAGUGCGGAGAGCCUGAAAGUGAGGAAAAAAGAGGCCUCCCAGGCCGAGGUCGAAUACCAGACGAAUCUGACCGCUUUGGUGGAGAAAAUCAAGACCGCUGUGCGGUGCUCCCACCUCUGGGACAUCACAGGCCAGUUCCUGGCUCAGAGGAACACGGAGGACAACCUGCAGCUGCAGAUGCUGGAGUGUGAGAAGAGGCGGACUCAGCUGGGGGCCUUGAUGAGGAAGCUGGAGAUGGAGGAGGCGCUGCUGAAGUUCCACCAGACGUCCAGCUCCGGCAGCUUUGAGUCCGUCCAGCAUAAAAUGAAGGACCUGCUGAAGGAGGAGCAAGAGAGGCUGCAGCUGGCCCACACGAACAUGACCAAGAGCCAAAAGCUGCUGCUCACCCUCCAGAUGGGCAUCGACAACCUGUACCUCCGGCUGGUCAGCAUCGCCCUGCCCGAGGCCCAGAAGGUGGCCACCCCCGACAGCCUGGACGGCCUGGACUUGCACAGCAAGCUGGCGUACUGUGAGAAGAAGCUCCUGUACCUGGUUGACAAACUGCAGGCCCUGCCCACCACUGAGGAGAAAAACACGAAGGUGAGGAAUGCCCUGGAAUCCUCGACUCUGAAGGAGAAGCAGAACACCAGGAUCACCUUUGAGGAGCUGGAGGACGAUAUGAUAGAAACCUUCCACUUCGCCGACGUGGACCACAGCUACGUGCCCUCGCGGGCCGAGAUCAAGAAGCAGUCCCAGCGCGUGAUCGAGGAGAAGUUCAAGACGGCCAAGAAGAAGAAGAAGUGACCGCGGGGGCCCCAGGCC
Myotis brandtii (Brandt's bat) is the source of this 1311-nucleotide messenger RNA. It is a transcript of the gene CCDC183, whose product is annotated as coiled-coil domain containing 183. The coding region runs from base 1 to 1293 and encodes 430 amino acids. Lineage: Eukaryota; Metazoa; Chordata; Mammalia; Chiroptera; Vespertilionidae. The record is from RefSeq and is a predicted model, not a curated record. The transcript is spliced from 11 exons.